UUUUUCCUAUUUAGGGCGCUAAAAUUUUUCUUAAGUUUCACUUGGCAACAAGCUGAAUUUUAAACAAUUAUUUACAUUUAUUUAAAGUGAUUUUUAAUGGUUUUAGUGAACCAUAAUAACCAUGGUGUAGAUGUCCACUCACUAGUUGAUUAGAUACAUUUUAGGCAACGAUUCACUCAACUCAUGAUUUGAUUUACGUUUUAUGAUUCACGAUUCGAUUCACAAUAUUUUUUUUUCCCAAAAUGAGAUAAAAGUGACUUCUAAAUAACAAAACUAUACAUAAAAAAUAUCAGCAUGAAACAGAAACAGCAGACGAGCUGAACGAGACGCAGAUUCACUCUCUGCCAGCAGGUGGCGUUUAAAGUAUUUCCUUGGUUACUGCUGUAAACAAAGCAGCGCUGCACUUAUGAACUUUAAUAUGCUUUAUACAGAGGCAAGAGGAAAAUAAAAAAAACGAUCUAAUUUUCUUAAGACAGUCAGUUCCCCUCAGACAUACAUUCAUAUAAACUACCCCUAAUUGAAUCGCGAUUUGUUUAGCAUCUCAACCGAUUUGAAUUAUAACAUUUUAAUCAAUUUUGAUUUUGAAUCGUUACAUCUCUAAUAAAUGUGUAGCUUUUCACUUUCCCAACAUUGCAAGUUUUUCACCGUAUCUGUCAUUUUGCUCCAGCGUUCCUGUGGUUAUGUGGAGGAUCUGAGAUGAGAAGGUUUCUUCGGGAGGCACGUGGCGCUGAGGCAUGUCUUUAAGAGAGUCUCCUUUCCCAAAUUUCUUCCUGGAAGGUCUCCAUGCCGUAGGAUGGGGUCUGAUCUUCCCUUGUUUCUGGCUCCUGGACCGUGUCCUCGCCAUCUGCAUCUCCACCAGUCUGGAGCGCAUGUUGCGGCGCGAGAUGGAGUGCUACCUCCACCCUCUUCAGGUCGUCUUCGGCUCCGUCUUCUUCUUCAUCCUGUUCGUGAUCUCCACGCCGUUCGCCCUUCUGGGGUUCGUGCUGUGGGCGCCGCUGCAGGCUGUACGCCGGCCGUUCGCGUAUCAUCAUCAGGAGCAGAUCAUUCCCAUGGAGGAUCGCAAUGCUAGAUGGGAAGAAACGGGGAAAGUCAGUUUCGGGUUUUUGACAGGAAACUUGUGCAUGCUUUCCGAUGGCGUUGCACGCUUCAAUAACAUUGGGCACACGCAAAACCGCGCGGCGUACAUCGGGAAAAGCAUCGUGCAGGGUGUUACACGCCCUCACAUCUGUAUCUUUGUCGAUUCUCCCAGCAGCUGUAGCACCAUUACGCCAUCCAGCAGUUUGAUCCCGCAAGCGGCGCCAUCCUCGUACGGAUCCAUAGAUGUAUCCGCGACCAAUCCAUUGGAAGAUAUUCGUGAAACCGACAACCUUCCCAAAACUAACUGCGUUCAGAACUGCAACCAGCACAAGGAUCCGCCUCGGAGGCAAUUCCGGGAUGCAGAUGUGCCGGUGGAAGUGUCCGCUCUGUUCCCGUCCUCCGUGGACGUUAUGUGUUUCCAGGAGGUUUUCGAUAAGCGAGCUGCUAUGAAGCUCACACGGGCUCUUGGUCCACUCUACGGACACAUCCUCUACGACGUCGGCGUCUACGCCUGCCAGCCUGCUGGAACAUGCUCGUCUUUUAAGUUUUUUAACAGCGGUUUGUUCCUGGCUAGUCGCUAUCCCGUGAUGGAGGCUGAGUAUCACUGCUUUCCCAAUGGACGAGGAGAAGAUGCUCUGGCUGCCAAAGGACUGCUCACUGUAAAGGUGGAAAUCGGGUUACGAAAAGGAGAGAAGAAAAUGGUCGGGUAUAUUAACUGCACUCACCUGCACGCUCCUGAAGGGGAUGGAGCCAUUCGCUUCGAGCAGCUGAACAUGUUGACCAAAUGGAUCAAUGAGUUCCAGGCAGUGACCAGACGAGAAGAUGAGAUGGUGAUGUUUGAUGUGCUCUGUGGAGACUUUAACUUUGACAACUGCUCUUCUGGAGACAGGUUGGAGCAAAGCCACCGUGUGUUUGAGGACUAUACGGACCCCUGCAGAGCCGGAGCCGGGAGAGAGAAGCCCUGGGUCAUCGGAACCGUGUUGGAGCAGUCGACGCUCUAUGAUGAGAACGUAAGGACACCAGACAGCCUUCAGCGGACUCUGGAGACUGAAGACCUGCGUAAGGACUAUAUUUGUCCUCCGAGGGCAGUCGAAGGUGUUCCUCUGGUCUGUCCUGAGCCUGAUGAGCCCUGGACGGGACGCCGAAUCGAUUACCUUCUGUAUCGAGAGAGCUCAGUCUCCAGUCACGGCAAAACUGAGCUAGAGGAGUUGAUGUACGUCACACAGCUGGCUGGACUGACCGAUCACGUUCCUCUGGCCUUCAGACUCUGUGUGUCUCUGGAUCCACAGCCGACGGACGCAAGCCUGCUUUAG
Molecule: messenger RNA, 2390 nt
Organism: Carassius carassius (crucian carp)
Lineage: Eukaryota; Metazoa; Chordata; Actinopteri; Cypriniformes; Cyprinidae
Product: sphingomyelin phosphodiesterase 5-like
Exons: 7
Coding region: 735-2390 (551 amino acids)
Biological process (GO): sphingomyelin metabolic process
Cellular component (GO): extracellular region; cytoplasm
Molecular function (GO): sphingomyelin phosphodiesterase activity
Source: RefSeq, a predicted model, not a curated record